Molecule: messenger RNA, 2943 nt
Organism: Argentina anserina (silverweed cinquefoil)
Lineage: Eukaryota; Viridiplantae; Streptophyta; Magnoliopsida; Rosales; Rosaceae
Biological process (GO): endocytic recycling
Cellular component (GO): endosome
Source: RefSeq, a predicted model, not a curated record
ACGGACGGUACUACCGAUGAUGGAGUUCAGACCUCGCAAUUACGCUGCCGAGAAACAAUCCCACGCGCUUCCUCGCUCACGCGCCGACUACCACCCUCUCUCCGCUUCACCGUCUCUACCUCAUCUCCAGGUUGAGGGGGCUGAUGAUGGCGAAACGGACUAUCUUGACCCGCUGAGGAGGUCAGAUAACAAUACAGCAGGUUCUAUAGAGGAUUUGGAAGGUGUUGAAGAUGGUUUUGCUUUGGAAAUGUCCGGUGAGGCGUCUGUUGAAAAUCCAGAGAAAGAGUGGGUUUCUUUUUAGAGGUCACUCAUGCAGCGGUUUCCGGUCUCCAAAACGGUGUUGGCUUCUUCGAUGACUGAUGUGAUGGUGAAAGGCCGGAGAACUUAUGAUAAAUCAUCAACAAAUAUGCAUUUGGAGGAACUGGAAGACCCAGAAAAAUUUGCAGAAGAGGGUGGCAAAGUCAUCACAGGACAGGAAUAUGUUUCCCGGUUACAUGAGCUCAAAACUGAAAUAAACCACAGCUGGCAUGCCGAUGAUCGUGUGACAUCUCUGAAAUUAUCAAUAAAAGUAGCUAAGCUUUUGAUGGAUACAUCUAUUUUACAAUGUUAUCCUACACUUUUUGCUCUUGCUACGGAUAUUAUGGAUAUGCUUGGGGAUAUGGUAUGGGAACGCAUCAAGUUGAAAGCUGAACUAGCUGAAGAUAGAAUCAGACUCUGCUUCUUACCAGAAAACUUCACAGCGAGUGAUAUUUGCUCCGAUGCUAAAGAAACUUGCAAUAAUUGGUUCAGCAAAAUUGGUGCAAUCCAAGAGCUUCUUCCACGUAUUUAUUUGGAGCUAGCACUAUUGCCCUGUUGGCAUUUCUUGCAUGAUCGACCUCUAGGCUGUCUCCAACGCUUGGUAAUGAUGAUAAGAGGGUUAGCAGAUCCAUUGGCAUCUGCCUACUGUUGCUUGUAUAUGGCCCACUGUCUUAGAAAGUUGCACUCCCAUGAUAUAGGAUGUCUGCUCAGCUGUGUUAAUGACUUCAAAAUUCUGUUGCUGCGGGUGAAAUCGGCAAAGGAAGCAGUUCACGGGAACUUGACUGAUAACAAAAGAUUGCUUAUCAGUCUGAUGGAACCAACCAUUGAUUAUAUCAUGAAAUGCAUAUUUAAAAACGUUUCUGAGAGACAAGUAAAUGAUGUGUUACUGGAACUUGGGCUGGCAACUAAUCAAGUGGAGCUGCGUGGAAGGUUCCCAUGCCCCUCACUUAUCCUCCAUCAUCUGGUCAAGCAACUUCCAUUCCAAGUAGUUUGCUCACAUGUUAUGGAGAUCCUUCAACUCAUUGAGUCCAGCAAUGAUGAUUCCUAUGAUCAGUGCUUGAAUUACAGGUUACUUGGAUUUAGGCUGUGUGAAAGUAAAUAUGAAACGGGCACUGUCAAUGCUGUGGUGGACAAAGUCCUUCAGAUAAUUACUCAAUAUGGAGGCCUUGAUGAGUACUUGAAGGUUGUGGAUGCUUAUGUGGAUAUUUUCCUUCAAAAUCAUAUGGUUGACCACCUGAUAUCCAUUUUGGAAGGUAUCUCAAACUGAGCAUGCAGUCAAGGGAUUGCUGAAGAUGAACUGGCAACCUUUCAGUCCAUCCUGGUGAAGCAUCUUUCUUAUUACAAGGAUUUAGAAGACAUAAUUGCUAUGACCCCUUUUCUGAAGAUCUUGGAUUUAAUGUAUGGAAGUUCACAGAGCAUCAUCAAUAUGCAGAUCCUUGACAUAGGGAUAAGGAAUGGUUGGUUACGUGAUCCGACAAUUAUACAAUUUCUUUUUGAAAUUUCUCAGGCUCUACAUGAUGAUGAAAUAUAUGCAAAUGUAAAAGAUGAUUCUAACCAACCAGCACGAUUAAUUUCUUCUUUUGUCUCACUGGUUGAUUAUGGGGAAGAGAUGGAAAGUCAUUUGACCUUCUUAAUUGAAUGCCGUGCAGCUUUUGGUAGCAUACAUUGGCUUAAGGAAACUCUUGUUCGCUCGAGUAAUUGUUUAGCAAUUAAGGCUUUGAAAGAUGGGAACAGACAUAUCAGUUUUAUUAAAUCAUGUGUAGCGUUUUCUGAAGUCACAUUACCUUCUAUUUCAUCUCAGACUAAGCAGUUAAAUCUGUAUUUGGAGACUGCUGAGGUAGCCUUGCUUGCUGGUCUAGUUUCUCAUUCUGAUGGACUAAUUGACUCAGCAAUGAACUCUUUGCAAAUUUUGGAAGCGAUUGAUGGACCCAGAACUCCAAUUGAUGCUGAUGGAAUACUCUCCUCAAUUCAAAAGUUGCUCAGCCUCUUGGUUAUGGUUCCAGGUAACCCGGAGUUUGGAGUUACUUUCUACCCAAAGAACUUGGUUUUGCUUGUGAAUUCCCAGCCAUGGGUGACAUCAAGGAUGAGAGUGAAGAUUUUUUGUGCAGUUGUUUCUCUGUUAGCGGUACUAUCUCAACAAGAUUUGCCUUAUCAUGCGGAUAAGGGAAAGCAUCUAGGAAACGACAAACUGUUCUUUGGUCAUUUGUCGUAUGUAAGUGAGCUUGCCUUGAUGUGCAAGUUUGUCCUUCAGAGCCUGGUUGAUACUAUUGAACAAGAACCUUCCAAGGCUGCUCGUGGAAGUAUGGCGCUUGAAGCUUGCAACUGCAUUGCAUCAUCCUUAAUUCCAUGUCAGGAAUAUCGUCAAUUUGCUCAAAUCUGAUAGAAACCGGGAAGUCUUGUAUGGGAACCAGUCACCCGUACCUGCUAUCAACAAUCAAAUUUAUGGAUCGUUUACCCCAUUCAUCUGUAGCAUUGUGAUAACAUGUGAAUAUGUUCAAUUUGUUUUGGAUUACAAAUGGCUUAGGGAAUAUUUACUUUAUUUCAUUAGGUAGUGUAUAGGUUAGUUACAUUGCAGGAACACAGUAUAGUUUGAUUUGGAACCACAGAAUUUUCUGUUUUCGCCCUCUUUAUACACGAGUUUCCUAC